GCUUCUAGCGCAGCCCCCCGGGGUGCCCAUCCAUUUCCUGGGGUGACUACAGCGUGUGUCUUGUUUUUCUUUCUUCCCCCCGUCCCUGUGUGCCCUUCUCCAGGAUGGCAGAGGCGGAGUUGCACAAGGAAAGGCUGCAAGCCAUAGCAGAAAAAAGAAAGAGGCAGACUGAAAUAGAAGGCAAGCGGCAGGAACUUGACGAGCAGAUACUUCUGCUGCAGCAUUCCAAGUCCAAAGUGCUUCGGGAAAAAUGGCUGCUGCAGGGUAUCCCCGCUGGAACUGCCGAAGAGGAGGAAGCCAGGAGGCGGCAGUCUGAGGAAGAUGAGUUCAGAGUCAAACAACUGGAAGAUAACAUCCAGAGGCUGGAGCAGGAAAUACAAGCGCUAGAAAGCGAAGAGUCCCAGAUAUCUGCCAAAGAGCAAAUCAUCCUAGAGAAACUAAAGGAGACAGAAAAAUCCUUUAAGGACUUUCAGAAGAGCUUCUCCAGUGUGGAUGGAGAUGCAGUAAAUUACAUUUCCUCCCAGCUCCCUGACCUGCCAAUCCUCUGUUCACGAACAGCAGAACCAUCACCUGGGCAGGACGGGACUAGCAGAGCCACUGCUGUGUACGCCAUGGAAAUUAAUGUGGAGAAAGACAAACAAACAGGAGAGACCAAGAUUCUCUCUGCAUCCACCAUUGGCCCAGAGGGGGUCCAUCAGAGAGGAGUCAAAGUCUAUGAUGACGGUACCAAAGUAGUAUAUGAGGUGCACUCAGGAGGCACUGUGGUAGAAAAUGGAGUGCACAAGUUAAGCUCAAAGGAUGUAGAAGCGCUUAUUCAGAAGGCGGGACAAUCAAGCUUCAGAGGAGGGCACGUGUCAGAAAGAACUGUGAUCGCAGACGGGAGCCUCGGCCACCCGAAGGAACACAUGCUCUGCAAAGAAGCCAAGUUAGAAAUGGUACAUAAGUCUAGGAAAGAUCAUUCUUCCGGGACCCCAGGGCAGCAGCCCCAAGCCCCCAGCACUGAAGGGCCCGAGGCCAACUUGGAUCAACCAGUCACCAUGAUUUUCAUGGGCUACCAAAAUAUCGAGGAUGAAGAGGAGACAAAGAAGGUGCUAGGCUAUGAUGAAACCAUCAAGGCGGAAUUGGUCCUCAUUGACGAAGACGAUGAGAAGUCAUUGAGGGAGAAGACAGUGACAGACGUGUCCACCAUCGAUGGGAAUGCGGCCGAGCUUGUGUCCGGGAGGCUGAUCUCAGACACCACAGAGCCCUCAUCCCCAGAAGGAAAGGAAGAGAGUCUGGCCACAGAGCCAGCCCCAGGGGUCGGGUGGGAGAGUAUGCUGCUAAAGGGAGAUGAGGCAGCCUCAGAUGCCACAGAAACAUCCAGCGCAGACAUGACUGUCAAGAAGCCUCCCCAGCUUUCUGAGGAUGAUAUCCGGCUAAAAAACCAGCGAGACAAAGGCAGUGCCAGCCCCUCGGAGCCUGCAACCAGCUCCCUUCCCCCAGACCACAAAAACAUGGAAAUUGAGGUCUCUGUUGCGGAAUGUAAAAGUGUUCCCGGAAUCACCUGUACCCCACAUUCCAUGGACCACUCCUCCCCUUUCUACUCACCCCCCCACAAUGGCCUCCUGGGUGAUCACCAUGAAGCUCUGGAUAAGGAUGUGGCCAGAGAGAUCCGCUAUCUAGACGAGGUGCUGGAGGCCAGCUGCUGUGAUUCUGCUGUGGACGGAACUUACAACGGUACAUCGUCCCCGGAGCCGGGUGCAGCCAUCGUGGGGGGUGGCCCAAGCCCACCCGGCCACGCAGCCGUCCAGCCGGACCCCCCGGAGAGGGCAGCAGGUAGACAGGCCCCUCCUCACACUGAGCUCAGUACCAGCUACUCUGAGGCCAUGGCAGAGGGCGGAAAAGCCAAUGGCCACUCCCCCGCCCAGCCCCGAGACCUGCUGGGGGACAGCCCGCAGGCCCCCGCGAGCCCCAGCUCCUCCACCAGCUCGCGGUGCUCGGGCCGCGACGGGGAGCUCACGCUCACCACGCUGAAGAAGGCGGCCAAGUUUGAGCUGCGUGCCUUCCACGAGGACAAGAAGCCCUCCAAGCUCUUUGAGGACGACGAGAACGAGAAGGAACAGUACUGUGUCAGGAAGGUGAGGCCUUCGGAAGAGAUGCUGGAGCUGGAAAAGGAAAGGAGAGAGCUCAUCCGGAGUCAGGCGGUGAAAAAGAAUCCUGGCAUUGCGGCAAAAUGGUGGAAUCCUCCCCAGGCCAAAACCACGGAGGAGCAGCUGGACGAGGAGUCUCUGGAGUCGCACAAGAAGUACAAGGAGCGCAAGGAGAGAAGAGCGCAGCGGGAGCAGGGGCCGGCGCCGCGGCAGCCCCUCCCCCCGCAGCUGUGCGCGGCCCCUGCCGCCGCGAGCGAGCACGCCGGCGCGAGCGAGCACGCCGGCGCGAGCGAGCACGCAAAGGAGGACGUCGUCACCGAGCAGAUCGACUUCUCCGCCGCGCGCAAGCAGUUCCAGCUCAUGGAGAGUUCCAGGCCAGCAGUGGCCAAGGGCCAGAGUACACCCAGGCUCUUCUCUAUCAAGCCCUUUUACAGGCCUCUAGGGUCAAUCAACUCAGACAAGCCACCGACCGUCUCGAGACCAGCUUCCAUCGGGGGGCCACCGGAAGACGGGGGUGCAUCAGCAGCCAAGGGGCAGAAAGCCGGCUGUGCCCUGGAGAGCCAGUCUUCGGGGGGAAGCCAGGGCAGCACGGCCCCUCAGGGGAAGGAAGGGCCCUACAAUGAGACUUCCAAACGCGGGCCCUUAUCCAAACUGUGGGCAGAGGACGGGGAGUUUACCAGUGCCCGGGCCGUCCUCACUGUGGUCAAGGAUGACGACCCUGGGAUCUUGGAUCAGUUUUCCAGGUCAGUCAAUGUCUCUCUGACCCAAGAGGAGCUUGACUCUGGUUUGGAUGAACUGUCAGUGAGGUCCCAGGAUACCACUGUCCUGGAGACCCUGUCCAAUGAUUUUAGCAUGGACAACAUCAGUGACAGCGGGGCAUCCAAUGAGACCACCAAUGCCCUCCAGGAAAACUCACUGGCCGAUUUUUCUCUGCCCCAGACUCCGCAAACUGACAACCCUUCCGAGGGCCGGGGAGAAGGCGUCUCCAAGUCAUUUAGUGAUCACGGUUUCUAUUCCCCUUCGUCCACACUGGGAGACUCGCCCUCGGUUGAUGACCCCUUGGAAUAUCAGGCUGGUCUCCUGGUGCAGAAUGCCAUUCAACAAGCCAUAGCCGAGCAAGUGGAUAGAGCCGUGUCCGAAACCAGCCAGGGUGGGACAGAGCAGCAGCGACCUGGAGCAACUCUAGAGGAAGCCGGAACUGGGGCUCCCGGCUCAGAGAAGCCUCAGAGCACGUUUGAGCCACCCCAGGUGUCCUCUCCUGUUCAGGAGAAAAGGGAGGUGUUACCAAAGAUUCUGCCUGCCGAAGACAGGGCACUCAGGGAAAGGGAGCCCUCCCAGCCGACGCCUGCAGUGCAGCCCAGUGGCCCGGUAAACAUGGAGGAGACCAGGCCCGAAGGGAGCUAUUUCAGCAAGUACUCGGAGGCAGCUGAGCUGAGAAGCACAGCCUCGCUCCUGGCCACUCAGGAGUCCGAUGUGAUGGUUGGGCCCUUCAAGCUGAGGUCCAGGAAGCAGCGGACUUUGUCCAUGAUCGAGGAAGAGAUCCGAGCAGCCCAGGAAAGGGAAGAGGAGCUGAAGAGGCAGAGACAAGUCUUGCAGAGUACCCAGAGCCCCAGGGCAAAGAAUGCCCCGUCGCUGCCCUCCCGAACAUCAUGCUACAAAACCGCGCCAGGGAAAAUAGAGAAAGUCAAACCUCCUCCAUCCCCCUCACCUGAAGGCCCCAGCUCACAGCCUGACUUAGCCCCCGAAGAGGCUGCCGGAUCCCAGCGGCCCAAGAAUCUGAUGCAGACCCUCAUGGAAGACUAUGAGACCCACAAAUCUAAAAGGCGUGAGAGAAUGGAUGAUAGUAGUGUCCUUCAGGCCACACGGGUUAAUCGAAGAAAGAGCGCCCUGGCCUUGCGCUGGGAGGCAGGGAUCUAUGCCAACCAGGAGGAAGAAGACAAUGAAUAACAAACUUCCUUCCACCCAGGAAGCUUCUUUGGUGCUUGGGUUACCAAGGAACCAAGAAAUCCACACACUGAAGCAUUUUAAUGGAAUAUUUAUUAAAGUGCGAACAAACUCCGCAAUCCUUACGUAGACCAGAAGCUGCAAUGACCAACGAUGAAAAAUCAAGUAAAAAGAACCCACCCAUCAAACUCUAUAAAACACCCAGGAGUCAAAAGAGAAAAGAUUUUUUUUUUUUUUUUUUUUUUUGAGACUCAAAGGAUCACCUGGAUGUGGACCAGUCCUUUGAUCCAAAAGGACAAGCAAAUCAACAUGGUUGCUACAGGCAGAACUGAGACCAGCCUCGCUGGGUGAUGAGGACAAACAUUGGUAACAGGGCCAUUUAGAGCAGUAGAACCCACACUGGUGCAGUCUACAGGGCGUAGGAUGCUCCCUGCACCAGCUUCCCACCUUCACUCGUGGCAUCCGAGGUGUUGGGAUAACUUUGUUUACUCCAGCAGCCAUAAAGUGAAAUGCAAGUUUCUCUAUAUUUGCCCGGAAGAGGCAAUUAGGAUUCCAUUUCUCUUACAUUUAAUUGUUUUUAAUGGGGAGCAAUUGAUGAUGGCAAUACAUAAAAUCCACAUUUUUAAGACAAUGUUUCUUCAUGUUGCAAACACAAUCUAUUCUACAGGAAGGGGUUGAGAAAGAGGGAGAAAGCCAAACCAAAUGGAUUGUCUUAGCUUUAGGAUCUCAUCUGCUUAUAGUAUUGACUAAUUUGCUGUUUAUGAGAACACAUUUUCACAAUUAUGUUUCUUCAUAUGAAAACUAUAUUUAGUGGGCAACAACUAUUUUUAUGAUGGGAUGGGGGGAGUAUAUCCAUGUGUAAAAUCUGUACACAUUCAACAGCUUGGCUCAAGAUGGUAGGGGUAUUUUUAGAAUGGCAAUAAUUGAAAAAGGGCAAACUCUGCCUUAAGAGGCAGAGGACGGGAAAUAAAAAGGUGUUUAUGUUUUAUAUUAUAAAGUGGACCUUGGUAGGAAGAAUGAUAGAUUAUUUUGGAUCGAUCAGAAGGGAAUCAUAAAAGGUCAUGAAGGUAGACAGAGAAACAGGGAGGGAGAAAGUAGGAAAAUAAGGCAUAAGAGAGAUUAUUUUUGCUGAGCAACCAGCGUUUUUCAGGAUGAUAAAGAGAAAAAUACAGAAUAGAAAUUUAAGCGCAGGCUUGGAAUCAGCUACAGAUCCUAAAGAUGGGGUGUGUGUGUGUGUGUGUGUGUGUGCGCGCACGUGUGCACGUGCCUUUGUGUGUUUGGGUAAAGUGUGUGUACAAGCAUUAAAAUUCCAGAAUGAUCAUGGGACAAGGGUGUACAGUUAUUUCCUCCAAAGCUAUUUGCCAGCGUCAGGAGUGAGAAUUUCUUUUUUAUGAAAAGGGAUAUAGAGGCACCGACCUGAUACAGUAUUUGUAAUAUUAAAUCGACCUAACCUGGUAUUUGCAUGAGUCACAAUUGAAAAGUUUUGAGCAGUUUUGUAAUUUGACAUUUAGAAAAGUACCAUAUUUAUUCUCAUGCUUUGUAUUCAUAGCUUAGUAUACUGUAGAGGAUGCCAGGUUUACUCUGUCAUUUAAAGCAAUAUGAUAAGGGUAUUCAAUAAUUGGGUGCCCCGAAUUUCUGGAUGAGAAACAUUUUAAAAUCUGGCCAUGAGAAAAAAAACUGACCAGCCUUUUUUUUCCUGUUUGUUUUAAAACUAUGUUGUUUUUUUUUAAAGAGCAAUAAUUAAGCCAGACCUCACUAAAAUUCCUCUCUGUUUUUAUAUUGUUAAGUCAUAAGCUCUAAUAUGUUAUUCCGACAAGUAGCAAUGUCGCAACAGUGUGUAUGUAGAUGUUAGGCACGUUAUCUUUGCUUCUUUUAAUAGGCUAGUGUUGACUUUAGGGGGGAGAGUUUAUUCACAGACAAGCAGUGGGCAUAACGUACACAUGCAACUGUCUGAUAACUCACAAGGAUCCUUUAAAACUGCCAAGGGAACCUGCCAUUUGAAGCCAAACUCUAGAGGUGGGUCGUGGGCACCAUCGUUGUAUGGGGUAUUCUCCUGAAUAUUCUGAAGGGACACUCAACACAAUGUGCUAGCCGCUGGGGACACAAAGAAGAUCCCUGCUGCAAGGAAUUCAUUUUCGAGUGGCGGAGGCUGGCAUGGAGACAGCCAUGCCCAGGAAAAUGAGGUCUGUGUUAGGGGGGAAGUCCUGACGGGUAAAAUGGGAGGACCCAGGAAGGCCGCCUUGCCUGAGGGUUUCCAGGCUUCCCACGGCAGGCACGGGACCGAAAGCAGCUGGGACGAGACUUGGUGUGUCCCCGGGGCACAGUGGUAGCUAGGAUGGCUGGGGAGCAGAGCGAUUUUAUGAGGGGCACCAAAAAUGGAACUGACUCUGCAUCUGGUAGUGAUACAGACAUGAGAGAGACCAACACCAUCUUUCCUAAGAGGAAACAGCCCUCAGGACCCACUGGCAGGUUUUUGUUCUGUUUUGAAGGAAGCCAUGGACCCACCCACCUUACACCUACAUUUGAAAACAGGGGAUUUGCAGCUGAUUGGGAAACUUAGGAGGUCACACAAUUCAUGGAAUCGCUUUAGAGGCAGACCAGUUGGCCGUUGACUACAGUCGAUUGAACCAGAAGCAUGAAUCGCAUCGCGCAGAGUUCUAGAGCCCACUCCCUUGGUCUGUGCUCCGUGUGUGGAUAAGGCAACAAAUGCAGAGUUCCCAUGACCCCAACCUAGCCUCAAAGCUGCUUAACUAUGGCCCCUACAUGGCCAACAUUUGCUUGUUCCCUCUGCUGCCUUCUGAUGACUGCUCCACUCACUUCCGAUCCUAUUCAAAUGUAAAUUAACAGUUCCCUUGCAAGAGCCCGAUUUUCUCUGCGCUCUUGAGUUUUUUAUUCCUUCCGAAAACAUUGGGCUUUGUACAUAGCACCGUGCUAGGCUCUGGGAUCCCAAAUGAACCCCUUUAAUCUUCUGAAAAUGCAAUAGACCCCAGGAGGAGGGUCCUUCCUGCCUAAUCCAUCAAGAGGAAGAGGCUUGUCGGAAAAAUGGGCCUCUGAUGCUCGUCCCUGCCCCCAAAUGGCACGAAAGCUUGUUAAUCUCAACUAUAACAAAUGUUUAGAUGCUGUAGAUGUUCAAAGCUUUCCUGAAAGCGUUCCUUUCCACAGUGUUUAUACAUGCUCCCAUUCCUCCGGAGCUGAUUACUGACAUGCCUUGGCUUUCUCAUCCAGAAAUUAUGGAAACAGGGUCUGUCAGUGGUAGGAGGCUGAGCUGUGUUCUACUCGGAUGACACAAUGCGAUUUCCUUGCCUCUUUACACUUCUGCAUGCUGCCCACCCUAGACAAUGACAUAUAAGCAGUAUAUAGAUCAGUGUCCACAUAUACACACAACACAACACAUAUAAAGCGUCACAAGAAACACUAAAACAGUGUUGACUCUUGUCUCUGAAGACAAACAUUUUUCCAACUAAAUAAUGGAUGUAAUUAAACUAUGUAUUGAAAAAAAAAAUAGCCUAAGUGUUUAGAGAUGGUGAAUAUAUCCAGUUUUAGUGACAGAACCAAUUUCCUGAAUUUUAAGCAUUCAGUGAGUGAGCUGCCAAUUUUGAUUUUGUGUUGCCCUUUACCCAAAGGACUUUUUUUUUUUUUUUUUUUUUUUGGAGGAGGAGGAGGGGGGAAAGCAGCAAUACUGUGUUUGAAAAUUAUACUCUGUAUCUGGCUCUCCUGUGUAUGUUAACCACUUAAAUGUUAUUAUCCUGCUUCGGUUUUAUAGUGAUUGUGAGGCAUUCAAUGCAAGUAUACAAUUAUUUUCUCAUUAAAA
Messenger RNA from Mirounga angustirostris (Northern elephant seal), 7884 nucleotides. RefSeq names its product PALM2 and AKAP2 fusion (gene PALM2AKAP2). The coding region runs from base 105 to 4076 and encodes 1323 amino acids. NCBI's taxonomy places the organism in Eukaryota, Metazoa, Chordata, Mammalia, Carnivora, Phocidae. Gene Ontology annotation, cellular component: membrane. The transcript is spliced from 11 exons. The record is from RefSeq and is a predicted model, not a curated record. Gene Ontology annotation, biological process: regulation of cell shape.